UUCUGGUGAGUGCUUCUCCACCUCUCCGUCGUCACUGCGGCCAGACUCCUCUUCACUCCGAUUUUUCUCUCCCAAAUCUCUUCCCAUUUGCACACUGCAUUUGCUUGUUCCUUGAUCAUUCCAAAACCCAUCCUCGAUCGGUAUCCAUAGGCCUUCGCAACGCCACGAACUGAUUGUACUCCACAAUUUUGGCCUCUCCCUCGAUGUUUUUCAUAACUGUUUGUUCACCAGUUUCCUCAAUAGGAGCCCUCGUUAGGGUGUUCCAGUGAGUCAGCAUAUUGAUAUUUUGCUAUUGAGAAGUAUCCUCUACUUGCCUUAUUACAUUUGCUGGAAUCCUUUAUCCUUGAUUUUAUAUGUCUCUAGCUUGUCCCUCAUCCAAACACUAGUUGGGCUUAUGAUCAAAUGAGAAUGAAUUUCUCUAAUGAUUUUAUAUGUGGGGUACGCAGCAUGCCAACAACCCCAACACAUUCAAGCUCCGUUUGUCCCCAGUCUUUCAAUGCAACAACUGGGUAGACAGAGCCAUGUGAUUCCCUGUGAACUGUGUUCCUGCCCAAGCUUUCUUUGCCACAAUCAUCUGGGUUUCUGUACACCACAAUUCCAUUGGCUAUCCUGUUGGGUUAACACCUUUCUCCCUAUAUAUAUCCAUCUGUCAAAAGCUCAACCAACAUAACUCAUCAUAUAUUUUUCAAAUCUCUCUCUCUGUUCUGCAUAGCUCAAUUAGAACUUUCAUAUUGCUCCUUCAUACAAAACCAUGGGUAUCCGAUUGCAUAAUAUCCUUCGUGCUAAGAAUAUUCUGCGCCAAUCAGCCUCAGAGUCUGUAGAUGUCCCGAAGGGCUACUUAGCAGUUUAUGUUGGAGAGGCACAGAAGAAGAGAUUUUUGGUGCCAAUAUCAUACUUGAACCAACCCAUGUUUCAAGAUUUGCUAAGAAAGGCUGAAGAAGAAUUUGGAUUCUCUCAUCCUAUGGGCGGCCUCACCAUUCCUUGCAGUGAGGAUAUCUUCAUCAAUCUUACUUCUCGGCUGAACAGAUUGUGAGAGCAGAAAGAGAGAGAUAUCUCUUGGAAAAAGACAAUUUUGUAAAUCAGGAACAAUCUCGUGUACAACUUAUUUUUCUUAUUUGUAAAUACAAAAAUUUUGGGAGGGAAAGAAAAAGCCUCCCUUCAUUCAAAUGAGCAAUAGAAUCCGUUU
Messenger RNA from Diospyros lotus (date-plum), 1186 nucleotides. Its product is annotated as auxin-responsive protein SAUR23-like. The transcript has a single exon. The record is from RefSeq and is a predicted model, not a curated record. Lineage: Eukaryota; Viridiplantae; Streptophyta; Magnoliopsida; Ericales; Ebenaceae. Gene Ontology annotation, biological process: response to auxin. Bases 752 to 1033 code for a protein of 93 amino acids.